UCUUGAACCGGCGCGUUGCAUCAUGGCCAAGCUCGCCGUCGGCGCAUUGGUCGUGCGCGUCCUCGACGACCUGCGCUUUCCGUGCAAGGUCCUCGAUAUUACCUACGCUGAUGACGCGACGCCUAUGCUAUGGACCAUCCAGUACGUGGACGACGGCAACGUCGAGACCAUCACCGACAUUGACGAGCUCGAGUUUGAUAUGGCGCCAGUGGUUUCCGACGGCCGCUCGCUUGUCGAGGUCGUGGGCUAUGUUGUCGCGUUUCUGACCUCUUGGGAGAAUGCGACUGUUAUACGCCACGUCUCGCGGCGCCUCAGAGAUGUUGUGUCGGAGGCAAGCCACUGGAGACACGUCGACCUUGCGAUACAGCCCACGCACGUGCGACUGGAUCGCUACCUCCAUUUGAUCCUGCACACGAAUACGACCGAAGGGCAUGUCCGUAGCGUCGUGCAGUCUCUCAACUUGGCGUCGCUGCUCGUGUCCGACCAGGAUGUGCAGAAUCUUGUCAAGCAAUGUCCGCACUUGCGUCACGUCAAUCUGGCCUACUGCCCGCUUUUGUCGUACCAACUCUUUCCUUUGCUCCACGCGUUAAGCGCAUCGUCGUCUCUGUCGAGCCUUGACUUGUACAUGACGCGCAUCAUGCACUGGGAGACGGCAGCGCUCACCAACGCGUUUGGCAACGUCGUCACCGUCGAGCCCUCCGGCUUGGUGCCCUUCCGAGCCGACGCAUUCACGGCCUCCCGCACUAGCGACGCCACCUUUGCGGUGCACGUGCUGGAUACGGUUGGCCUCGACGCCCAAGGCGACGCGGACGACGACUGGCACACCAAACUCUGCUACACCUGGCCGUACACGCUGCUGCCUGUGGUGUACCUGGCGGGCGAAGCCUACGUGUGUCGAUCACCUGACGAUAUCGCCCGCUGGCGAUGCGAAACAGCCAAGAAAUUAGCGCCCCCGAUGUGCUUGGUGCCCCGGGCACUUACGCCGCGACCAGAGAAAGCACCCGACCCGCUCGACGAGCAAGCAAAGACUGUGUUUGCCUCGCUGCACGAAUGGAAGACGUCGCUGGAAGCGCAAGUCGAGACGCUCACGGAAGCGCUUGUGCUGGCCCAACAAGACCACGCUGUCGCCAAGCACGAGUAUGAUCUCGCCGAGCGUCAGCGGGCCGAGGUGACUGCGACGCCAACCGCGCUGUCCUGGCGCUCGACACCGCCGGAAAGUGGACACAUUGUCCAUCGCGAUGGCGACGAUUUGUUGCCGCCGCUACCGCACGCCGCAGCAAUCGCGGACUUGUCUCGUGCUCUGAGCCAGCAACAUUUUGCACUCUGCGAUGACUUUCUCGGUCAUGGUAGCGCCAUACAGCUCUACGACGCGGUCGAGCAACUACACGCGGCCCAAGACGGUCUCUGCUUUGAGCGCGGCGCACUUGCCGGUGGUAAAACGGGGCGCAAUCUUCGAUAUGAAAUGGCGUCGGUGCGCGGCGACGACGUGCUCUGGCUCGACGGCACCGAGCCCGCGUGUCCGCCUGCGAUUGUGACGACCCUCCGUCAGCUGGAUCGCCUUAUUCUGGAGCGCCUCGCCGGUGUCAACUCGGAACUGCGUUCGUGUGCGCUGCAGCGACAGCGCGUCAUGCUGACAUGCUACCCCGGUCACGGCGCGGCGUACGUCAAGCAUUGCGACAACCCGAACCGCAACGGCCGCAAGCUGACGGCGAUUCUGUACUUGAACCCUCUUUGGGACGAACGCGAUGGCGGACAGCUCGUGUUGCACCGGACGCCACCAACACGCAUUAGCCCAGUUCUAGACCGGCUUUUACUCUUCUUUUCCGACACGCGGGUGCCGCACGAAGUGCUGCCGUCGCACGCAAAACGGUAUGCACUCACCGUGUGGUACAUGGACUGGGACGAGUUCAUGGAGGCGCAGGUCUUUACGGACACGACCAACGAGACGCACGAGCGACGCCACAUCGAGGCUGAAAUUGAAAAAUUCCACGCCAAAGCUUCGUAACCUGCCGCUACUAAAAGAAUUCUUGG
This is a messenger RNA of Saprolegnia parasitica CBS 223.65, 2031 nucleotides long. RefSeq lists its product as hypothetical. The coding region runs from base 23 to 2005 and encodes 660 amino acids. The transcript is spliced from 6 exons. Gene Ontology annotation, biological process: cellular response to hypoxia. The record is from RefSeq and is a predicted model, not a curated record. NCBI's taxonomy places the organism in Eukaryota, Oomycota, Saprolegniomycetes, Saprolegniales, Saprolegniaceae. Gene Ontology annotation, molecular function: ferrous iron binding; peptidyl-proline dioxygenase activity; L-ascorbic acid binding.